GGCAGCUUGAUCUACCCUAAUUCCUCUUUCUCACUGUAACUGCAUUAAGGGUAAGCUAACGGGAUUAAUCGGAUUAAUCAGGAAAAGAUCUCAUCCUUAGAUUCCAAAGGAGACCAGCUGGUUCCAUCUGGAGAUUCUUCCUAUCAUCACCAGUGCCCCAGAUGGUCCACCUUAUCCACGGACGUGAACUUUUGUAAGCAAGCAAACAACACUUUUUGCACAAUGGAGCUGCAAUUUAAUGACUCAAAAGGUAAUGUAUCAAUCCAAGGUAGACUACCAGAGGACUUGAUCUAUGUUGCUAUACACGUAAUACACGAGAUACAGAAUGAAUUUCAAAUUCCUCUAAGUCCUGAAAGUGGUUCUGAAGUGGUCGACUUUAAUUUCAAUGCUACCGGAAUUGUUCCAAAUGUUUCUAAAAUACCAGAAAUUUUUUCUUCUCCUUAUGAUCAACUGUUUGAUAAUUUAACACAAAAUCUUCUCAGUGGCUUCAUUGCCCUUAUUUGCAUUUUAGGCCUGCUGGGAAAUGGAACAACGAUUUAUCUCUUGGCCUUUUCCAUUAAGAGGAAUCCUUUCACCACUUUCAUCCUGAAUCUCUCCAUCGCUGAUUUUGGGGUCAUCAUAUCCCUCAUUACUGCAGCUAUAUUUGUGUCAGUGUUUACUCUGAAUCACCAAACAUACGUUAUCAAUGCCUUUUUCUUCUUACUUUUUGAGUUCUUUUUCUUCACCUAUUCUGCCAGCCAGUUUCUGCUGACAGCCAUCAGCCUGGACAGGUGCGUGGCUGUCCUCUUCCCACUCUGGCAUCGCUGCCAUCGUCCUCCAUAUUUAUCCAGACUUGUUUGUAGCCUCAUCUGGAUCCUCUCCUUCCUGCUCUCUAUGGUGCACUUCAUUCUCCACCAGAUCAGAACCUAUGGAAGUUCACCUUUGUUUUACCAGCUGAUUGUGAAUGGUUUACUUUGUACGCCUCUCAUGGUUGUGUCCACUGUGACCCUCUGGAUUAAUAUGAGAUCUAAAAUGCAACUCAAUCAAAGGAAACUGCUCACCACCAUCUUGUUGGCUCUCCUCUUCUUCCUCCUUUUUUCUCUCCCAAUGAAUGUCUUUUAUGUCAUUGAAUAUUUUGUUUCUUAUAAUCUCCUCCUUAGGAUCAUUGGGGUAGGAUGUGCCACUCUCAACAGCAGCAUCAACCCUCUUCUUUAUUUCUUAGUGGGGAGAAAGAAGAGAGGAAAAGAUCAGCCCAGAGCAUCUUACAAGGUUGCUCUGCAAAGAGUCUUCAAGGAUGAGAAGGGAAGCAUGGAAGAGCAGGAAAUCACGAAUGAAAGCCAGUUGUGAAGAGACCUAAAUGUUGCAUAUGCGAUAUUUUAAGGUACAAGGUUAUUUUGGAUAUCACAUGUGCUUUCCUUAAGAACACAUAGAUGUGGUAAAUUUUACUGAGCAAAGUUCUUAAAAACAAAGCUAAACAGGAAGUGUUGCUGAGUCCUCAUUUUUCAAUCCAAAGAAUUUGUUUAACAGGAAAUGUUUUAGCUGAUAUAGUUCCUUUUUCAUAAUAAGUACCCUGUUUCCCCAAAAAUAAAACCCAUUCAGAAAAUAAGCCCUAGCAUGACUUCUCAGGAGGCUCAUAAUAUAAGCCCUACCUCCAAAAUAAACCCCAGUUAAGAUUGUCAGCAAGAUGGGUGCAUUUAGUACUGUAGUUCCCCAAUAAUAAGACCUAAUUGGAAAAUAAACCCUAAUGCGGCCUUUGGAACAAAAAUUAAUAUAAAACCUGGUCUUACUUUCAUAGAAACACAGGUAGUGUUAAGAAUAGGUGUUACAGAAUGAAAUUUUUAAAAUGUGUAAUUUAUUUUAUGCAUUUUUCUGUGUGACAUGCAAAUUUAUAUAAAUAUAGUGGAGAUGAAAGAGAAGGGGGAAAUGUGCUGUACAAGAUAAAGUUUCUUGGAAUAAAAUAUGGCAUUUUUGAUUCUGAAAAAUUUCAGACAGAAUAACAUUCAAUUAUAUUUUAAAAUUAGAUUCCAUUAUUAAUACUCAUUAAUUAGUGGCUUUUUUUUCUUGACUAAAGAUAUGUAGCUUCUGUCAAUAUAAGAAUUCCUUCCAGGCAAUCUUUUAUAGAUAUUUCAAGUCCUUAUUUCUUAGCUGGCACCAACCUCACCUGGCAAAGUUCUGGAAUAGGAAGACCUGAGUAGAGCUUUCUUCUUUGAACACAAAUCUCACCUGGGUUUCUAUUCUGUAAUUCUGUAUUGCUACUUUUGGAAUAGAGGUGUUUUUAAAGGAUUGUGUGUAUAUGUGUGUUUCUGUAUACAGAUGAUAGAUGGAUGGAUAGAUAGGUAGAUAGAUAGAUAAAUAGGUGAUAAAGGGAGAGGGAGAGAGGAAGAGAAAGAGGCACCCUGAUACUCAGCUUCUUUGAAACUCACGGAAUUUGGUUUAACACAUUUUGACAUGAACAUUUUGUCCCAGCACUUAUUGUUUCUUUGGUACUCAACACACAAACUAGAACCUCGUGGUGUUGGCUGCCUUCUAACUCACUAUAUUAUUGGGAUGGGAAAAUUUUGUUUGGAACUCAUCCUGCCUCUCAGAACCAAUGAACAAUGAGUACCAAGAUACAUCUGUAUGUAUGUGUGUGUGUGUGUGUGUGUGUGUGUAUACACAGACAUAUAUACCAUGUUUCCCUGAAAAUAAGACCCUGUCUUAUAUUUUUUGAACCCCAAAAUAAGUGCUUGGCCUUAUUUUCAGGGAUGUCUUAUUAUUUUGGGGCUAAUGGACCUCUUUCCAUCUUACCUCAUUUCCACCUCUGUCUCCCUAACCCUAACCAGAGGAAAUGGUGGGGACUGGCUGCACAUGCAUUUAAAUAUUUUCAGGGAGGGCUUAUUUUCAGGGUGGGGCUUAUAUGAGUGCUUGCAUGCAAAAGCUCGAUUGGGCUUACUAUAAGGGGAGGUCUUAUUUUAGGGUAAACAGGGUAUAAGAUAUAGAGCUAGAGAGAGAUAUGUGAGGGAGAUAGCUAGAUAGCUAGAUAGAUUAGGGGUAGAGGUAGAGGUAGAGUGAAAGAUUGGUAGAGAUAGAUAGAUUAGAGAUAGAAAUAGAAAUAGUGAUAGAGAUAGAUAGAGAUGAACAUGGACAUGAAGCUGGAGAUGUAGGUAGCUAGAUAUAUAUAUAGGUGACAUAGAUAGUACCCUGUUUUCCCCAAAAUAAGACCCAACUGGAAAAUAAGUCCUAGCAUGAUUUUUUCAGGAUGCUUCUAAUAUAAGCCUUACCCCCAAGAUUCUCAGCCAGAUGGGUGCAUUCGGUACCGUAUUUCCCCCAAAAUAAGACCUAAUUAGAAAAUAAGCCCUAAUAAGCUCCUUUUGGAACAAAAAUUAAUAAAAGACCCGGUCUUAUUUUUGGGAAAACACAGUAGUUUUUCAAAAUAUUUUUUGACUUUCAUGUACUUUUUUUCAGCUUUUGUUUGCAUUCUACCCUUUUUAAUCUGGUCCAUAACCAAAAGAAAUAUUUGAUUUGAUUUGUGUUCUGGAAUUGGGGGUAUGAUUUCAGAAGGGAAGGUCUUUUCCUCGAGGUGCCAAAAGGCAAGUCAGCCUUGAGUCUUUGAUAUGCAGAAAAAGGUCUAGAAGGGAUAGUCCAUAAAAGCUGAGUUAGCAUGGUGAAGAUUCUGAAGAGCUGAGGUGGCGCAGUGGUUAGAGUGCAGUACUGCAGGCUACUUCUGCUGUCUGCCGGCUGCCUGCAAUUUGGCAGUUCCAAUCUCACCAGGCUCAAGGUUGACUCAGCCUUCCACCUUUCCGAGGUGGGUAAAAUGAGGAGCCAGGCAAAUAGGUUGACUCUAUAAGUCACUUAGAGAGGGCAGUAAAGCACUGUGACGCGGUAUAUAAGUGCUAUUGCUAUUGCUAUCCACAUGACGUCCAUCCAAUAUAUAUGCUUCAUUAAUAUGUCAUGCAUAUUUAAUUAUACUGCACAAUGGAUUUCAGUUUUAGUGACACUGAUUUUAAUUUUGCUUUAAUUAAAAUUGUAACCAUCUAUUCUUGUGGGUUAUACUUUCUAUUUUAUAUGUUGUUAUCCACUCUGAAUGUUCAACAAAAGGAAGGAUUUAAAUUUAGCAAAUAAAUUAAUAAUAA
Messenger RNA from Ahaetulla prasina, 4091 nucleotides. Its product is annotated as proto-oncogene Mas-like. The record is from RefSeq and is a predicted model, not a curated record. Gene Ontology annotation, biological process: G protein-coupled receptor signaling pathway. Bases 223 to 1326 code for a protein of 367 amino acids. Gene Ontology annotation, molecular function: G protein-coupled receptor activity. Lineage: Eukaryota; Metazoa; Chordata; Lepidosauria; Squamata; Colubridae. Gene Ontology annotation, cellular component: membrane. The transcript is spliced from 4 exons.